Molecule: messenger RNA, 1127 nt
Organism: Cucumis melo (muskmelon)
Lineage: Eukaryota; Viridiplantae; Streptophyta; Magnoliopsida; Cucurbitales; Cucurbitaceae
Product: protein PGR
Exons: 6
Coding region: 28-1008 (326 amino acids)
Cellular component (GO): membrane
Source: RefSeq, a predicted model, not a curated record
AUUAAGACUUUUAAUUAAGGUUUUGAAAUGACCAUAUUCUCCUUACACAAUUUAAAAAAUCCCAGCAAUGUCCUCAAUGUCUCCAAGUUCCGUGGGAUGCAUCGUGGAAGCUUUGUUGGAAGUUGGAACCUCCCCUCAUCAAAAAUGGAGUAUAAUCUAAUUCAGCCAUCUGUCGCGGUAAUAAUCGCAUCAAUUAUCGCUUUCCGAGCUUACCGUAGAAAAUCGUUGAACCUCUCUGGAGCUCUUGCCGGAUUUAUUGUCAUGUCAACCCAUUUUGCUAUCAACUACAGGUAUGGUGCUGUGCUUCUUGUAUUCUUUUUUACUUCAUCUAAGCUUACUAAGGUUGGGGAAGAGAAGAAACGAGUCGUUGAUGCUGAUUUUAAGGAAGGUGGUCAAAGAAAUUGGGUUCAAGUUCUAUUUAAUAGUGGUAUUGCUACGGUUUUGGCUGUGAUUAUUUGGAAAAUUACUGGAUGGCAAGAUAAAUGCCUGGACUCUAAAGACUCAGCUCUUGUCACUGCUCUCAUUGGGGGCAUUCUAGGGCACUACUCCUGCUGCAAUGGGGAUACAUGGUCUUCUGAGCUUGGAAUUCUUGGUGAUGCAACACCUCGAUUAAUCACAAACUUCAAGCCUGUUCGAAAGGGUACAAAUGGUGCAGUAACAAAUGCAGGGCUCCUUGCUGCUACUGCUGCAGGUGCUGUCAUAGGACUGACGUUUGUUCUCCUAGGAUUUUUCACUGCGAAAUGUGAUUAUAGCACAACGCUGAAACAGCUAUUGGUAAUUCCUCUAGCAGCCGUGGCUGGACUUUGUGGAAGUGUCAUAGACUCUCUUUUGGGAGCAACAGUGCAAUUCAGUGGAUUCUGCACAGUUCGUAAUAAGGUUGUAGGAAAACCAGGACCAACAGUAAAAAGGAUAUCAGGUCUCAACAUUCUUGAUAACAAUGCUGUGAACCUUGUGUCAGUAUUAUUAACCACAAUGCUUACUUCGCUUGCCUGCAUCUACAUUUUUUGAACGAUAUCUUCCAUUGCGAGAUAAUGCUUUAGGCAUGUUAUACAGUUUUCUUUAUCAAAUAAAGUUAUGGGAAUAAGCAAGAUAAUCAUUCUUUAAUGCAAGAAACUUGGAUUUGCUUA